ACUAGUGCAUGCAACGACCCGCUCCCAGUCCCCACGAGAUUAGAACAGCUAGCUAUACAUGAUGAGUAGCACUGUAGGAUCAUUCCUGAGGAGAGAGUGCCCCGGGCUAGAAGAUGAAAUAUUCCAGUAUAUAUGUGGAGUACUAGACAGUCCGGAUGAUUUCCAGAGUGUUGAUGAUGUUCACGAAGCCGUGGGUGAGGUAUUAUCUGAGUCGACCAAUGGGGACGGAGCACACACACUCUGCUCUCGGCUUUACUCCAUUCUGAUUGGUCAACACAAGCCGAGUGACAAACGGGUGACGAUGACAUCGACAGUUGAUAGAGGAAAGAAAUUAUUGGAAGCUCCUGUAAACUUGUCCACAAAGUUGAAGGAUCAAGGUGAUGAGGUCUCUGCAAUGAACUCCAUUUGGAUGAUGCCAGAUAAUGGCAGAGCUGCAGUGAAUCAGAAGAAACUGGAGAAAGUCGACGCUAAACUGAAAGUGAAAUUGGAAAAGAAGGCACAGAAAGAUCAACUCUCGUCAGCAGCUGCUGCUGAAAAAGGGUUAGUGUUGAGUGGACCUACUACCAACCAAGUGGUGAGCAAGGCGGUGGAGGGAGGCACUGGGGGCACUGUCACUGACAUCAAGAUUGAAAACUUUGAUAUUGCAUUUGGAAACCAUGUCCUGUUGUCCAAUGCCAACCUGACUCUGGCUAGAGGAAGGAGGUACGGAUUAGUAGGACGAAAUGGUGUUGGCAAGUCCACCCUCCUCCGCUCUAUGGCGUGUCGUGAGCUGCGUCUACCAGCUGGUGUGAGUGUACUACACGUGGAGCAAGAGGUCACCGGGGACAACACACUAGCACUGGAUAGUGUACUCGAGUGUGACACUGAGAGAGUGCAGCUGCUCGCUAGAGAGGGGGAGCUACUGGCCUCAGGGGACAAGGACACAGCAGCAGGCAGCGCUUCUGAUGAGCUGGCUGAGGUAUACCUUCGACUACAGGAGAUAGACGCUGACAAAGCACCAGCAAGAGCUGGCUGUAUUCUGGCUGGUCUGGGGUUCACUCCGGAGAUGCAAGGAAUGCAGACAAGAGAGUUUUCCGGAGGAUGGAGAAUGAGAUUAGCACUGGCUAGGACACUGUUUGCAAGACCUGACGUUCUUCUGCUCGAUGAGCCUACUAACAUGUUGGACAUCAAGGCCAUCAUGUGGCUGCAAGACUUCCUCCAGACGUGGCCGUCCACCCUCCUGACAGUGUCCCAUGACCGAGUGUUUCUGACUGACGUGUGCACUGACAUCAUCCACCUCCACUCCAGGGCUCUCACCUACUACAAAGGAAACUAUGAGGUGUUCAUGUCUACAAAGACAGAGCGACUAAAGAACCAGCAACGAGAAUAUGAAUCACAAAUGCAGUAUCGGCAACAUCUACAGGAGUUCAUUGACCGCUGGAGAUACAACGCCAAGAGAUCCAGUCAAGCUCAGAUGAGAAUAAAGAUACUAGAGAAGCUACCAAUCCUCACUCCAGUGGUUGGAGAUGGAGAGGUGGUCUUACGCUUCCCUGACGUUGACAAACUGUCCCCUCCCAUACUACAACUCACUGAGGUUGUGUUCGGCUACUCCAGUGACCGUGUGUUGUUCAAGCAGCUCAAUAUCAACGCAGACAUGGAGUCACGUAUAGCAAUGGUUGGUGAGAACGGAGCUGGUAAGUCAACUCUUGUCAAGCUACUCACUGGUGAACUAAGUCCACAAGAUGGCUACAGAAGUGCGCACAGAAACCUGAAGAUAGCUUACUUUAGUCAGCAUCACGUUGACCAGCUUGUGAUGGAGUCCACACCACUGCAUUUCAUACAGGCAAAGUUCCCAGGCAUGAAGGAUGAAGAGUAUCGAUCGUACCUUGGCUCAUUCGGAGUGACGGGAGAGCUAGCAUUGAGACCCAUAGCCUCACUAUCUGGAGGACAGAAGAGCAGACUAGCCUUCGCCCUCAUGGCCAUGCCGAGACCCAAUUUCUUGAUAAUGGACGAGCCUACUAACCACCUCGAUAUGGAGACAGUGGACGCACUCGCUAAAGCCUUGGAGAGAUUCAAGGGUGGUGUGGUGUUAGUGUCUCAUGACCAGCAUCUCAUUGAGGCGUGUGCUACUGAGGUGUGGUUGUGUAAGGAAGGGACCGUCAAGAGACUCAAUGGUGGUCUCAAAGAAUACAGAGAUGAGAUUCAGGCUGAAAUGUCUUGAGCCUUUCAAGAAUCAGUGACUUAUUAACUACAAUUAUUUAUGCAUCAUGCUGUGUCAUAAUCAUUUUUUGAUGGAAUUAAUAUUGGAGCAUUUACAUGCACUGUUA
This is a messenger RNA of Halichondria panicea, 2306 nucleotides long. Its product is annotated as ATP-binding cassette sub-family F member 3-like. The coding region runs from base 59 to 2200 and encodes 713 amino acids. The record is from RefSeq and is a predicted model, not a curated record. NCBI's taxonomy places the organism in Eukaryota, Metazoa, Porifera, Demospongiae, Suberitida, Halichondriidae. The transcript has 21 exons. Gene Ontology annotation, molecular function: ATP hydrolysis activity; ATP binding.